This is a messenger RNA of Rotaria socialis, 1000 nucleotides long. NCBI's taxonomy places the organism in Eukaryota, Metazoa, Rotifera, Eurotatoria, Philodinida, Philodinidae. The record is from the annotation of a GenBank genome assembly.
AUGCUGAAGUUCGGUGCUUUUUUAUUAGUUAUACUUUCCACUUCUAUACACCAGUGUGGUAGUGCUCCAACUGUCUAUACCAUAACUAAUCAACAGUAUGGUGCCAUCCAAACUGGUUGGACACGUGCUCAAGUGACAAAAUUAGUCGGAAGUCCAGGAAAUGUUGUAUCACAGGCUGGCACUGGGAGUACUAGUUUCAUGAUCAUUGAAUAUACAGGAAUAGGAGCUGGAGUGUCCAAUGCCAUAGCUGCUAUUGGAUUUAUCGGCGGAGCUGUUGUGUCAAAAUCUGAAGUCGGUUUUGAUACGACGACUGCUGGUAAAAUUAAUAUACAACAAUAUAAUACUAUACAAAUUGGAUGGACUCAAAGUAAGGUUUCACAGCUUCUUGGUGGUAAUGGCAACAUUGUCUCGCAAGCUGGUAAACCGGGUACAUCAUCUUACGUGGUCACUGCUCAGUAUACAGGAUCACAGUCAUCUUUCGCCAUAGUUUCAUUUGUAUUUAUUGGUGGAAUUCUUAAUAGCAAAUCUCAAAUUGGAUUAGAUACUGGAAUUUAUACAAUUACUAAGCAACAAUAUACUGCUAUCCAAAUUGGUUGGACACGUGCCCAAUUGACACAAUUAGUUGGCAGCUCAGGAAGUGUUGUAUCGGAGGCUGGCACGGGUAGUACGAAUUUUAUCACGGUCGAAUAUACAGGAACUGGGGCUGGAGUGGCCAAGGCCAUAGCUGUUAUUGUAUUUAUCGGUGGAGCUGUUGUGGCCAAAUCCGAAGCCGGUCUUGAUGCGGCGAUUGCUGGUAAAAUUAAUAUACAACAAUAUAAUACUAUACAAAUUGGAUGGAAUCAAAGUAAGGUUUUACAGCUUCUUGGUGGUAAUGGCAAUAUUGUCUCGCAAGCUGGUAAACCGGGUACAUCAUCUUACGUGGUCACUGCUCAGUAUACAGGAUCACAGUCAUCUUUCGCCAUAGUUUCAUUUGUAUUUAUUGGUGGAAUUCUUAAUAGCA